GCCUGCCUAUAAAUCGGGCGCGAACGCAGAGGGCGCCAUUUAUAGGCGUCCUGCUCUUUUAGCUUUGGCAGCCAAUCGCCUCUUGUCCUGUCGUCGUCUCUUCCUUUCGCGUGAGCAGUUCAGGCGUUCUUGCCCUUUCCUCGCUCAGGUCAGGUGGGGAUAGGAUCGUGACGUCGUCAUCGCCACCACCACCCCCAGCAUCCCGAGCUGCUGCUGGCGGUGGGGCAACCGCGUGCGUUGCUAGCUUGCUCGAUCUGCCUCUCCUCUGGAUCCCCUGUCCUGUCCCUGUUAAUCGCGCGCGCUUGCCUAUUUACAAGGCGAAACAAGCGCGCAGCAGUGGCCAUGUCGUCCGACGCGGUGGCCGCCAGCAGCAGGAAGGGCCGGCUGAAGCAGCGCUACGACAACGAGUUCCGCCUCGUCGCAGGGUCGGGCGUCUGCCUUUUUGAUUUUCCUCGGUCUUGGAUACAUUGGUGCGUGCCGUACCGGGUGAACAAGAAAGACGACGAGGGCGGCAACCCGUGCAGCAGCCUCGGCGACGACACGGCGGCGGAGGUGGAGGUGCUCAUGAUCUCCACGCCUAACCGGGCCGACAUGGUCUUCCCCAAGGGCGGGUGGGAGGACGACGAGGACGUCUACCAGGCGGCGUGCCGCGAGACCACGGAGGAGGCCGGCGUCAAGGGCAUCAUCAACAGAGCUGCGCUGGGGCACUGGGUGUUCAAGAGCAAGAGCAGCCAGAACAGCACCACCAGCACCAGUGGAGCCUGCAAGGGCUACAUCUUCGGCAUGGAGGUCACGGAGGAGCUCGAGUCAUGGCCGGAGCAGGACACGCACGACCGGCGAUGGGUCUCUCCGGCCGAAGCCUACCAGCUCUGCCGGUACGACUGGAUGCGGGAGGCGCUCACCGCGCUGCUGGAGAGGCUGUCGGUGCUGCAGCCGGUGGCAGCGGCGGCGGCGGCGGCCACACCGGAACUGGCGGCCGACCAAUCUGGCAUGUACAUGAUGCUCCAGGCGUCCUCGGACGGAGGAGCGGUGGCGCUGUGCUAGCUCAUUGAUGGUGGACGACGCUGCUGUUGCUAACUGUCCAAACUGCACGCUCCACGUUCAGUUCAAAGCAAGUGCAACAAAUUCAGACCCUCUAUCUAAUUGCUCGUUUAGUCCCUUCGGUUUUCAGCUAGUCAUGAGUCUUCACUCUUCAGUGUGCCUGCAAUUAAUGCAACAUUGGUGUUGGUUGGCUAGUUUCAGAGGUCAGGACAAAGCGACUGUCCCCUCGGCCCUUGCAUGAUGAUCUAUAUAUACGAUUACUGAGUGUUCCUGUGUCAUCUACUGUGGUGUUCAUGUAAUAUGUGAAAAAUGUUAUGGCGUUUGUGAAUGCUAAUAAUAAUACUCUUACAUCGAGUUUUGUUCGGCGGAA
Molecule: messenger RNA, 1411 nt
Organism: Zea mays
Lineage: Eukaryota; Viridiplantae; Streptophyta; Magnoliopsida; Poales; Poaceae
Product: Nudix hydrolase 13 mitochondrial
Exons: 6
Coding region: 343-1044 (233 amino acids)
Cellular component (GO): cytoplasm; nucleus
Molecular function (GO): pyrophosphatase activity
Source: RefSeq, a predicted model, not a curated record